UUCUUCUUCUUCUUCUUCUUCUUCCUCGCCCAGCUCCCUCCAAAACCCUAACUUUCACCCCCGCCCACCGCACCUCCAUGGCAGCGGUCGCCUGCUAGAUUUGUGAGUGUUUGUGCCGGGGUUUCGGAGUGUUUGCGCGGCGGCGAAGGCGGAGGCGGAAAUGACGUCCAACAAGUUCGAUCUCCUCGACGACGUCGACAGCGACGACCACUCGCAGCUCAUCGCCGCCGCCGAGAAGAAGGCGGCCGCCAAGCCGGCCGCCAAGCUGCCCACCAAGCCCCCGCCGCCAGGGCAAGACGGGAGGAGCUUCCGGGACGGGGCCGGGCGCGGGCGAGGCGGCCGCGGGGGCAGGACCGCCGGCCCGAGGCGGGACUACGGCGACGCCGACGCCAACGGCUUCCAGGGCGGGUACGGCGGUGGUGGAUUUGGGGGCGGCGGAGUGGCCCGUGGCGGUGACGAUGGCGAGGGGAGGGUCCGGGGCCCGCGCCAGCCGUACCGCGGAGGCGGCGGCCGCCGCGGCGGGUACGGCGAGGGGCAGGCCGCGGACGAGUCCGGGCGGCCGCACCGGCCCUACGAGCGCCGCAGCGGCACGGGCCGGGAGUACGGGAUGAAGCGCGACGGGGCUGGCCGCGGCAACUGGGGAACCGCGACUGAUGAAGGCCUUCCGCAGGAGAAUGUUGAGGCGGUUAACACUGAAGAGGCUCCUGCGGUGACUGAGGAUGAGAAGAAGCCUGAGGAUGCGCCGCCGACUGAGGUUGAUGAGAAGGUCAAGGAGGGUGCUGAGAAGGAGGAGGAAGAAAAGGAGGCUGAGGAGGAUAAGGAGAUGACUUUGGAGGAAUAUGAGAAAGUACUUGAGGAGAAGCGGAAAGCUUUGCUCGCACUAAAGGCUGAGGAGAGGAAAGUUGAGGUUGACAAGGAGCUGCAGUCCAUGCAACAACUUUCAGUUAAGAAGGAUGCUGAUGAAGUCUUUAUCAAGCUGGGAUCUGACAAGGACUCGAAGAAGAAAGAAAAUUCAGAAAGAGAGGAGCGUGCCAAGAAGUCCGUCAGCAUCAAUGAAUUCCUGAAGCCGGCUGAAGGCGAGAGGUACAACAGCCCUGGUGGCCGGGGGCGAGGCCGUGGCCUCAGGGGACGUGGUGAGCCACGCGGUGGGUACAACGGCGGCGGUGUCCGGCGACAAGCCCCUGCUCCAGCGAUCGAAGACCAGGCCCAGUUUCCAACUCUAGGUGGGAAGUGAAGGGGUUACCCUGAUCCAACUAGCAGCAGCUCGGUUCACUACAAACUUAGUUGUCAGUAGUGUAUUGUUGCUUCGCCUGUCUUUUAUGUCCCGCUGUGUCGUUGCCAUCCGUGUGUCCCGUGUAUACCCGAGGUGCACCCACCAGUCAUUCUGUUUUUCGAUAGGACAACAACAUGUAUGAGAUGUUUUUUCUGCUGCACUUACUGCUGUCUGUGUGCUUGGUUUAAUGGUUUUGCCCAGCUGAGAAUUAUAUCA
Molecule: messenger RNA, 1489 nt
Organism: Lolium rigidum
Lineage: Eukaryota; Viridiplantae; Streptophyta; Magnoliopsida; Poales; Poaceae
Product: RGG repeats nuclear RNA binding protein A-like
Exons: 6
Coding region: 161-1234 (357 amino acids)
Cellular component (GO): nucleus; cytoplasm
Molecular function (GO): RNA binding
Source: RefSeq, a predicted model, not a curated record